This is a messenger RNA of Arabidopsis arenosa, 1874 nucleotides long. Lineage: Eukaryota; Viridiplantae; Streptophyta; Magnoliopsida; Brassicales; Brassicaceae. The record is from the annotation of a GenBank genome assembly.
AAUCCGUUAACCCGACCCGAUAAAAACCUUCAAAGAGGCUCCGAUUUUGAUUUUCAAACACUAAAAAUAUUAUUUACCUAAAAACAUGAGUUCACUACAAUGACCCGUACCGAACCAAACCGGAGCCGGAGCUCCAAUUCCGAUUCCGAUAAGAAUUCCGGUAACGGCGGCGGAGGUAGAACCACCGCGAUGAGGGUUAUUGUUCCGUUACAAGGUGUAGUACAAGGUCGUGGUGGUUUAUUCUUAGGCUCUGUGAUUCCUUGUGCUUUCUUCUACUUUCUUCAGUUUUACCUAAAACGAAAUCGGAAAAACGACGAAUCCGAUAAUUCCGGUGAACAAAACUCCUCAGCUUCUUCUUCUUCUUCUUCUCCAAAUUCGGGUUUACCGGAUCCGACCCGGUCACAAUCCGCUGGUCAUCUCACGGAGCUUACUGGUUUACCUCGUUCUCUUUCUCGGAUUCUUCUCUCGCCGAGAAAUUCCGGUGGAGCUGUUUCGGUUUCGGGUCGGGUUAAUUGUGUACUCAAAGGUGGAGAUUCUUCGCCUUACUACGUUGGUCAAAAACGGGUCGAGGAAGAUCCGUAUGAUGAGUUGGGUAACCCGGACGGAGUGAUCCAACUUGGUUUAUCUCAAAACAUCAAGUUGAGUUUCGAUGAUUGGGUUUUGGAGAAUGCAAAAGAAGCAAUUUCAGAUGGAUUGAGUAUUAGUGGCAUUGCCUCUUAUGAGCCUUCUGAUGGACUUUUGGAACUGAAAAUGGCUGUGGCAGGAUUUAUGUCUGAAGCAACCAAAAAUUCGGUGUCUUUCGAUCCAUCACAGUUAGUGUUAACUUCUGGUGCAUCAUCUGCUAUUGAGAUUCUUUCCUUCUGCUUAGCUGAUUCAGGAAACGCCUUCCUUGUUCCAACUCCGUGUUCCCCCGGAUAUGAUAGGGAUGUUAAAUGGCGAACAGGAGUUGACAUUAUACACGUUCCUUGUAGAAGUGCGGAUAAUUUCAAUAUGUCGAUGGUCGUGCUUGAUCGAGCAUUCUAUCAAGCCAAGAAACGAGGUGUCAGAAUCCGUGGCAUUAUAAUCUCGAAUCCUUCGAAUCCCAUGGGAAGCCUACUGAGCAGAGAGAAUCUCUAUGCGCUUUUGGACUUUGCCCGUGAGAGGAACAUUCAUAUAAUCUCAAACGAAAUCUUCGCUGGGUCAGUCCACGGAGAAGAAGGAGAGUUUGUUAGCAUGGCUGAAAUAGUUGACACGGAAGAGAAUAUCGACAGAGAAAGAGUUCAUAUUGUGUAUGACCUCUCGAAAGACUUGUCUUUCCCGGGACUUAGAUCCGCUGCUAUCUACUCGUUCAACGAAAGUGUUUUAUCCGCUUCAAGAAAGCUCACGACGCUCUCACCUGUCUCAUCGCCAACCCAACAUUUGCUGAUAUCGGCAAUCUCCAAUCCAAAGAAUGUUCAGAGACUUGUGAAAACCAACAGGCAGAGAUUGCAGAGUAUCUACAUGGAACUCGUGAAGGGGUUGAAAGAGUUAGGGAUCGAGUGCACAAAAAGCAAUGGAGGGUUCUACUGUUGGGCCGAUAUGCGAGGAUUGAUUUCAUCUUACAGCGAAAAAGGCGAGAUUGAGCUGUGGAACAAGCUCUUGAACAUUGGCAAGAUCAAUGUCAUACCAGGAUCUUGUUGUCACUGUAUCGAACCAGGAUGGUUCCGUAUCUGUUUCAGUAAUUUGUCUGAGAAAGAUGUGCCUGUAGUUAUGAACCGCAUUAGAAAAGUUUGUCAAACAUGUAAAUCUCAAAAUUGAUUCUGCAAUUUGAUUAUUUGGUUUGUUCUGAUGACAAUACCAAUCCAGGAUCGGUUUAAGGUUAGAGAAGACCCGGUCAAUAGAACUUUUACCAAUUU